Megalops cyprinoides (Indo-Pacific tarpon) is the source of this 1533-nucleotide messenger RNA. It is a transcript of the gene noxo1b, whose product is annotated as NADPH oxidase organizer 1b. Gene Ontology annotation, biological process: superoxide anion generation. Gene Ontology annotation, molecular function: protein binding; superoxide-generating NADPH oxidase activator activity; phosphatidylinositol binding. Bases 7 to 1533 code for a protein of 508 amino acids. NCBI's taxonomy places the organism in Eukaryota, Metazoa, Chordata, Actinopteri, Elopiformes, Megalopidae. The transcript is spliced from 8 exons. The record is from RefSeq and is a predicted model, not a curated record.
ACAACCAUGAGCAACGAACGAUACCCCAUCGCCGCCAGGCUUAUUGCAGUGAUGCGUAAGAAUGAAAGCAAGAUGUUCAUGAUAGCUGUAGUUUGGUCAGACCACAGUGAAAUCAUUGUUUACAGAUCAUUUCAGGAGUUCAAGAAACUGCACAAGCGUUUGAAAAAGCAAUUUCCUCUAGAGAACCCAUUCCGAAGAUCAGACAGAGUGAUUCCCAGGUUCAGAGCAAGGAACGCAAAAACCUUUCAGGGCAAGGAUCCCAGCAAGUCACUGCGUCGCUUAGCAUUCCUAGAAAAGUACUGCACUGAGCUGCUCAGCUGUGAACCUCGGGUUACUCACAGCUCAGAUGUGGUCCAGUUCUUUCUGCCACAGAACCAGGACCUGCAGCCAGACUUUGGGAAGAACAGCAUCGUGAUCCUGCCACUGGAGGAUAUUGAGAACAAGAGUGGAGGGGUCGGCCAUGUUACAGACAAGCGUCUCAGCAUGGGCAACGUGACACAGCCCUUUGUGACAGAGACAUACCGCUGUGUGGCACCCUACGAGACCAAGGACACCAAGAACAGGCCCUUCAAGGUGGCUGUGGAUGAGACGGUGGAUGUUCUCAUCAAAGACAAAGCAGGCUGGUGGCUGGUGGAAAAUGAGAGCAAAUGCCUGGCCUGGUUCCCCGCACCUUACCUAGAGAAGUGUGACAAUGAGGAAGAAGAGGACGAUGACGAAGAUGAGACACCUGAGGAAGGUAUGCUGUACUGUGCAGUAAGGAGCUAUACAUCAAAAAAGGAGGAUGAGAUCUCUGUGAACAUUGGCUCUGUGGUGGAGGUGCUGCAGAAAUCUGACGAUGGCUGGUGGCUCAUCAGAUUCCAUGGCAAGGCUGGCUACGUGCCCUCCAUGUACCUGCAACCCUACACCAACCCACUCCUCCACUUCCAGACUCUGCAGAAAGAGAUGCGUAGCUCCACACUUAACCUGGCACAGCUGCAUACCUCUGAGGGCAGCACACUCUCUAACCGCACCCAUGCACUCAGCCGCCCUCAGGGCAGCCAGGCCCCACGUUCCCUCUUGCCCAGGGGAGCCCUCCUCAGUCGGGCUGACAAGCAGAAGUCCCGCUCGCUGGACGUGCUGUCCGAGCCCCGGCCCAGCCCAGCCCUCCCACACGUGGCGGAAGAGGGCCAGGCAGAGCCCGAGAGCCGCAAGAGCAGCCUGAGCGGAGCCAGCGAGGGGAGCGAGUUCAGCUUCAGCGACGACAGCAGUUCCUCGGGCAUCGACUCCCUCAACGGCAGCCGCCUGGAAGGGGAAGAGCCGCAGUACAGUAACGGCUCCCUGCUGGCCAUGGUGGAGCAGCGCAGCCUGGCUGAGGGGAAGCUCAGCCCCAGCAGCUCUGACCCAAACCUGUCUAAGAUCCCCUCGGUUCCCAAGGUGCCUCCACGGCCCAGAGACCAGGAGAUCCUGAGCCGUUGCACCACCUUCACCCGCAAGGCCGCCCUGGCAUCCAAGGCCCGGCUAUUUCCCGAGAACAAGCAAAUUCAGGGCCGCUAG